This is a messenger RNA of Dovyalis caffra, 885 nucleotides long. Lineage: Eukaryota; Viridiplantae; Streptophyta; Magnoliopsida; Malpighiales; Salicaceae. The record is from the annotation of a GenBank genome assembly.
AUGGUGAAAGAUCAAGAGAGACUGAAAGCAGAGGACUACAAAGCAGAAAUAGGAUACUAUGGUCUUUGUGCAGUUAGUGGAAUCUUAAGUGCUGGAACUACCCAUCUUGCCAUUACUCCUCUUGAUGUCUUAAAAGUCAACAUGCAGGUGAACCACAUCAAGUACAGUAGUAUAUACUCAUGUUUUACUACUUUAUUGAGAGAGCAAGGACCUUCUGCAUUUUGGAGAGGGUGGGCAGGGAAGUUCUUUGGUUAUGGUGCUCAAGGUGGUUGUAGAUUUGGUUUAUAUGAAUAUUUCAAGACCUUGUACUCCAAUGUGCUGGUGGAUAGCAACAGGAGUUUUAUUUUCUUUAUGAGUAGUGCCUCCGUUGAAGUUUUUGCCAAUUUGGCUCUGUGCCCUUUCGAAGCUGUUAAAGUUAGAGUUCAAGCACAGCCCCAUUUUGCUAAAGGAUUGGCUGAUGGGUUUCCAAAGGUUUAUAGAUCAGAAGGGAUUCGUGGUUUUUACAGAGGGCUUGUUCCGCUUUGGGGUCGAAACCUUCCAUUUUCUAUAGUUAUGUUCUCAACAUUUGAGCAUUCCGUGGAUUUUCUUUACCAUAAUGUUAUUAAAAGAAGGAAAGAGGAUUGCUUGAAAGCUCAACAGCUUGGGGUGACAUGUUUAGCUGGAUAUGCUGCUGGUUCUGUUGGUAGCUUUAUUUCCAAUCCAGCAGAUAACAUUGUUGCUUCUCUUUAUAACAAAAGGGCUGAUAGCCUCAUUCUGGCUGUAAGGAAAAUUGGGUUUUCCAACUUAUUUACAAGAAGCCUUCCUAUAAGGAUAAUGCUUGUUGGGCCUGUUGUGACUCUGCAAUGGCUGUUCUAUGAUACCAUAAAAGUUUUAAGUGGACUGUAA